This is a messenger RNA of Xiphias gladius (swordfish), 5375 nucleotides long. RefSeq names its product mothers against decapentaplegic homolog 4. The transcript has 10 exons. Gene Ontology annotation, cellular component: heteromeric SMAD protein complex. Gene Ontology annotation, biological process: BMP signaling pathway; cell differentiation; anatomical structure morphogenesis. Bases 530 to 2062 code for a protein of 510 amino acids. NCBI's taxonomy places the organism in Eukaryota, Metazoa, Chordata, Actinopteri, Istiophoriformes, Xiphiidae. The record is from RefSeq and is a predicted model, not a curated record. Gene Ontology annotation, molecular function: RNA polymerase II cis-regulatory region sequence-specific DNA binding; DNA-binding transcription factor activity, RNA polymerase II-specific; I-SMAD binding.
AAACGUUACAAUUUGUGGUUCAUGCCGUCUGCCAAGCUACACUCAAAACAGUGGUGGACGAAGUGUUCAGAUCCCUUAGUAAAAGUACAAGUACCUCAAAUUUGUACUUGAGUGAAUGUGUUUAGUUGCUUUUCACCACUGCGGAAAGCUAGUCAGUCACCUGGAUAUGCUCAACAUUACAGCACAAUACUAACAUGACAGUAACCAACAGCCUCUACCCAAAAGUAUACAGCCUGUUUUUGAAUGAACUUGUUUGGUCAGCUCUUCUCACAAAGCUUUUUAGAUAUACCGAUCUACAACUUAUGUCAUCUUAUACAACAGCCCUGCAAUAAAGACCUAAAUCCUUGCGAUCUUUCAUAACUCGUCGGUUCCCUUUGAUGCUGAGAGGUUUUUUGAUCUGCCUGAAGUACAGCUGAAUUGCUUUCGGUCUACCUUGUGAAAAUCACCUCCACUCCAGCUUCCUGAUGAUGUGAAUCUGUGUCAACAACAUACAUAUUAUCAGAAAGUGCAGUAGGAGACGAAAAUCAGGAUGUCUAUCACCAACACACCUACCAGCAAUGAUGCCUGCCUGAGCAUUGUGCACAGCCUGAUGUGUCACAGACAGGGUGGUGAGAGCGAGACGUUUGCCAAGCGGGCCAUCGAGAGCCUGGUGAAAAAGCUGAAGGAGAAAAAAGAUGAGCUUGACUCCCUCAUCACAGCUAUCACCACAAACGGGGCCCAUCCCAGCAAGUGUGUGACCAUUCAGAGGACACUUGAUGGACGCCUGCAGGUGGCAGGACGUAAAGGGUUCCCUCAUGUAAUUUAUGCCCGGCUGUGGCGGUGGCCUGACCUGCACAAGAAUGAACUAAAGCACGUCAAAUACUGCCAGUUUGCCUUUGACCUCAAGUGUGACAGUGUGUGUGUCAACCCCUAUCACUAUGAGAGAGUGGUUUCUCCUGGCAUAGACUUAUCAGGGCUGACCCUGACUAGUUCUGGAUCCAGCUCAGCACUGAUGGUUAAAGAUGAGUACGAUUUUGAUGGACAGCAGAGUCUGCCUACCAUUGAGGGAGGGCACUCCAUUCAGACCAUCCAACACCCCCCAUCUGGCAGCCGCCCAGCCCCCUCUGAAUCAUUUGCAACCCCAAACCUGCUCCCACCUGCUGAGGCCUCCACCUCUGCAUCAACGUCGUCCUUCCCUGCCAUUGCUGCUGGAUCAGGCAGUGCCAGCUCCACCUGGUCCAGGAACAGCAGUUUCACCCCCAACAUACCCCACCACACCAACGGUCAUCUACAGCACCACCCUCCUAUGCCACAUCCGACACACUACUGGCCGGUGCAUAAUGAGCUCGCCUUUCAGCCUCCUAUAUCCAAUCAUCCAGCUCCUGACUACUGGUGUUCCAUUGCCUAUUUUGAGAUGGACGUUCAAGUCGGGGAGACGUUUAAAGUGCCCUCUUCUUGCCCCAUCGUGACAGUGGAUGGCUAUGUCGACCCCUCAGGAGGAGACAGGUUCUGUCUGGGCCAGCUCAGUAACGUACAUCGUACUGAGGCUAUCGAGAAAGCAAGGCUUCACAUUGGUAAAGGAGUCCAGCUGGAGUGUAAAGGUGAGGGAGAUGUGUGGGUGCGAUGCCUCAGUGACCACGCAGUGUUUGUCCAGAGUUACUAUCUGGACAGAGAAGCGGGCCGAGCCCCCGGAGACGCUGUUCACAAAAUCUACCCCAGUGCUUACAUCAAGGUGUUUGACCUUCGUCAGUGCCACAGACAGAUGCAACAGCAGGCUGCCACAGCUCAAGCAGCAGCAGCAGCCCAAGCAGCAGCUGUGGCUGGAAAUAUACCUGGACCUGGAUCAGUAGGAGGGAUUGCUCCAGCUAUUAGUCUGUCGGCAGCAGCCGGUAUCGGGGUAGACGACCUCCGGAGGCUGUGUAUCCUCAGGAUGAGUUUUGUUAAGGGAUGGGGGCCCGACUACCCUCGCCAGAGCAUCAAAGAGACCCCGUGCUGGAUCGAGAUCCACCUGCACAGAGCUCUUCAGUUACUGGACGAGGUUCUGCACACUAUGCCUAUAGCAGACCCACAACCCCUGGACUGAGAUCUUUGUAAUUGCAGCAUCACACCGCAACAUACAGUGGCAACGGAUAGUCUUCCUAAGUGAACUGUUUUGGGUGGAGAAACCAGUGACAGAGCUGUGAAGCUGUGACACUGAAGCUGCUCCACAUGAAAAAAUACUUUCAGGUGUGUUUGAAGCACCUUUGUGCACUGUGGCCCCUACUUGUGCUUUUUAAGCAAGAGUAAAACUAAAUCCACUAACAACAAAGCCAUAUAUUAAAAAUAUGCUUAUCUAUAUUUUUGAUAGAUGGCUUUGAUUUGUGUUGACUGGAAUGGUGUACUGUAAGACUAGAAAAAUAUAAGUAACUACAAUUAUAAAGCACCACAACAUGCACAUAGAUGACCUGCAGAUCCCUUGAAACUGGAAUGUACACCAACUACUCAGCGUCCCAGAAGUCCACAACCACCAACUACUGACAGGCAUUACUGAACAAUACAAGAACAUCUGAGUGCUGUGCAGCUGUGGUAUGAGAUGACGUGCACAGAGGCUCUCACAUCUACUGUCUGGGCACCAGAGUACUGCUGGUUUUCUGUUGCCAGUUUUCUUUGAAGCUGUUACAGACUGCUUUACACGUGGGAUGACAAGGCAGUUCAGUCGACUGUCAGGCUAAAUAGAAAAGGAGCAGCACUCUGGACUGCAAGGAUAACUGCUUGACAUCAUGCUGAUCGCUGCCUCUCAGCCGCUGGACAGUGUUGAGGACUGCCCAUCUGGAUCAGGUCAUACCAGACAUUCACAGCCAUCCAGGAAUAUUACAGAGAACGAAAUGACAUGCACCGUGCCUAAAGCCGCCCCUGAACUGAAACGCGUCAAGUCUAGGGACUUUUCUGGGUCAGAUAUUGUCAAACUACGGGUUUGGAAUUUAAAAGAUAGUUGAUAGUCUGUGCCAGGUGGGUGUCCAUUGACAAAUCCCCCCCCCCCUUCUCUAUUGGAUAAGAUGUGGAGCAAAACACUCGGUUGAGAAUUUCCUUGUCUACUGUCAUAGCUAAACUAAUGCAGGUUUUUUGGGGUGCUAUAACAUCGUGACAUACAAAGUUAAAUUACCCAUUGGUGAUACAAUAUAUCUCUCUUACUGUCUGACUUACUGUGAUUUUAUCAUUUCUCACUCAAAAAAAAAACCAUGAGUGAUGAAAAGAUGCUCAUUGAAGCAAUCAUUCAUCAUUGGUCACUUUCCACCAUCUGUUUUAGGCAUGGUUACUGUUUUGGAGAACGCCCUCUUUCAUGCUGCCACAAAGGAUGAAUCUCAUACACUCUCUCUGAAUUCCUUCUUGCCUUUUCCCACUUUCCUGCCGAGAGCAGAAAAGAAAACCGCUGGGAUGCUUCUGGUUCAAUAAGCUUGAAGUAAGAAAGCAGAGAAGAGACAGACAGUUGAUCUUAGAUGUCUGAGAUGUAAUGACAGUACAAGGGACAGGGUGUAUCGGUGUUUUGGCAAACCAAAAACAUACUUUAAAUUUAGUAUGAUCAUGGGAGCAAGAAGUCUACUCAGCUGCUGGGCUUUGCCUCAGCUACGUUUAUAUGGAGGUUCCUUUAAUUGAAUUUUAAUGGUAUUUAUUUUUAUUUGUAUUCAUUUCAUUUUAUUGAGUUUUAAUCUCCAAGUAAAGCUGACAGUCUCUGCACACUAGCUGAGAAUCACUGUACUUAAAAAUCUUAUGACUUACAGCCCACUUACAUACUGCUUGAUCCAGGUGUCUUGUGUAUAGUUUAAUGAUAAUGAUGAGAGAAUUUAAGACAGUUUCCCAGCAAUAUUGAUAUAUUUUCUUGCUUUUAUUUUUGUUACUUUUAUUAAUCGUAUUAUAUUUUUAGCACUUUAAUUUUUUCUUGAUUUUAAUCAAAUAACCCUUAUUUUGAGGUGGUUGUUCUGCGAUAUGAAUAAUAAGGGAGUGAAUAGGUUGGUGUAUAUUUUAUGUAGGAUUGUGAGCAGAGGCAACAUUGUGAUGCAUUUGUUUUGAAAACGUCUAACACUAAGACACCUUGUUAAAAAUCUUUUUUGCCCUUUCAAUCCAUACAUUUACACACAUCUGUGGGGAUUCCUUUGGCUGUCCUGGGUUGUCUCUUUCUCUUUGAGUUGUAGUUUUUUUCUUUUUAAUCCAUGUAAAUAACUUUGUUUUUGAAAUGCAUGUCAAUGUUUGCAUGAAUUUUAAUGGCAAAUAGACCCUUUAUCCCUAACCCUUAUUUGAAUUAGAGUACUUCACUUUCCCUGCAUUACACGGGGAAACUGGACUAUGAGGAGAGUAGAAGCCAGCACCUGCUGUAUACUGGUGUGUUGUGUGUUGCGGCUUUAUGAGAACAGCACUGAAGGCACAGAGGGAAGCUACAUGGUAUUUAGUAAGUAAUUGAUGUGAAGGAUUACAUUUAAUUAUAUAAACUCAACUUUUUAGCAGACAAGCUCCUUAAAAAUGCAGUUUGUCUCCCAAAACCUAAUUUUGUAUAAAUACAGCACCACCUCCUCCUUCAGUUAGUGUGCAGCCUCUCUUUGAAAGUGAAAUAAGUACAAACGGGAUAUUUUCUCUUUCUCCGGAGUUUAAACGGGUGAAGGUGGUUUUUCUUAUAGAUUACACACGUUGAUUUAGGAAUAUAAAUUUCAUUUAUUCUCCUCAUGUUGAGACUCACAAACAUCUGUUCAUGCUCAUUAUUUUUCACACCGAACGACCAUACAGAAUGUUCUUUCUGAUCAUCUGGCGACAAAGCUAUAUGACGAGGAUUUUUUUUAACAAUUUUUGUUUUAGUCCCUACACAGGUGUGUUCUUUUUUUUUUUUAAUAACACUGUUUUAGUGGGUUAUAGUUGAAAUGGGAAAACACUAAUUGGAUUUUUUUAAGGUUAAGUGGAAAUUCGAGGUCUGUUUGUCGCAGGAAAAUAUCCACUUUGGUUUCUAGAUGACCAAGCAAAACUGAGCAGAGGGUUGCUUUGUCUCUCUCAGCCCAAUCAUUUGAUCAUUUCACUUUAAUUUGAAAAGCAUUGUUAAAAAGGUUUGUCCUACAUCGGGGAAUAAAGGAGUCAAACGUUAGAAUUUAUUAACAUAAUUAUGCAUCCAAUUGAUCGAAUGGCAGGAAAAAGGAUAUUUUCUGCUGAUAUGUUACUGAAAGAACUGAUGCUGAAUUCUGUAUGGAGAAAUAAUAUGUUAUAUUCUGUUGUGCUUAAGGUGGACAGAUGUUUUUAUAAUACUUGCAGUUAUUAUAGGAACUUAAAGACACAGCUCAGAUGAGUUGAUGUUGACUACUAUGACACAUUGCAGAUAUAAAUUUUACCCAGUUUCUUAUGUGAGAGUCUAUAAUUAAACAUGGCCUGAUAUUCUCUAA